This is a messenger RNA of Pygocentrus nattereri (red-bellied piranha), 3848 nucleotides long. It is a transcript of the gene crtac1b, whose product is annotated as cartilage acidic protein 1b. Lineage: Eukaryota; Metazoa; Chordata; Actinopteri; Characiformes; Serrasalmidae. Gene Ontology annotation, biological process: axonal fasciculation. The transcript has 16 exons. Gene Ontology annotation, molecular function: calcium ion binding. The coding region runs from base 106 to 2016 and encodes 636 amino acids. The record is from RefSeq and is a predicted model, not a curated record.
AUUGUUAAAGGACCCCAGAGACGUACAGCGUGUCCACUGAGAGCCAGAGCUGAGGACGCCACUGCCUGCCCAUCGCUGCCCAUCGUCUCUCCUCGUCAGGUGACCAUGUGUCUUUGGACGAUAGCACUUGCUCUGGGCGUGAUGGGUCAGUCCUGGGCCCAGCGCUCGGAGCCCAUGUUUGCAGUGGUCACUCAGAGUGUUCUGCCCCCUGACUACGAGAACAACCCCACUCAGCUUAACUAUGGUGUGGCCGUCACUGACGUGGAUGGAGAUGGAGAUCUGGAGAUAUUCGUAGCUGGGUACAAUGGGCCAAACCUGGUGCUGAAGUAUGAUAAGAUAAAGAAGAGGCUGGUGAACAUUGCAGUUGACAACCGCAGUUCACCAUACUACGCACUCAGAGAUCGACAGGGAAAUGCAAUUGGAGUGACAGCGUGUGACAUAGAUGGCGACGGAAGAGAGGAGAUCUAUGUUCUCAACACCAAUAAUGCUUUCUCAGGUCGAGCAACUUACACGGAUAAGCUUUUCAAGUUUCGCAGUGGACGUUUUGAGGACCUGCUAAACGAUGAGAUAAAUGAACACAGAGACGUGGCCAAUCGCAUGGCAGGUCGAUCUGUAGCUUGUGUGGACAGAAAGGGAACAGGACGUUAUGCCAUCUACAUUGCCAAUUAUGCCAGUGGCAGUGUGGGGCCACACGCUCUGAUUGAAAUGGAUGAGACUGCCAGUGACCUGUCCAAAGGCAUUGUUGCUCUCUCCAAUGUGGCAGAACAGGCUGGGGUCAACAAAUUUACAGGGGGACGGGGUGUCGUGGUGGGGCCCAUCCUGAGCCACACCCUCCCCGACAUAUUCUGUGACAAUGAGUACAGCUCCAACUUUCUCUUCCGCAACAAUGGAAAUGGGACAUUUACAGAUGUGGCUGCACAGGCAGGAGUUGAGGACCCAAUGCAGCAUGGCCGAGGGGUAGCUCUAGCAGAUUUUAAUCGGGAUGGGAGGACAGAUAUUGUGUAUGGAAACUGGAAUGGGCCACAUCGGCUCUUCCUGCAAUUAAGCAACAACCGCAAACAGAGAUUCAAGGACAUCGCCUCGCAGAAGUUUUCCAUGCCAUCUCCUGUGCGCACGGUCAUCGUGGCAGACUUUGACAACGACAACGAGCUGGAGGUCUUUUUCAAUAACAUUGCAUACAGAGGGGCAUCAGCCAACAGGCUAUUUAGGGUGUCCCGAAGAGAACAUGGAGACCCGCAGAUAGAGGAGCUGAAUAUUGGGGAGGCAGCUGAGCCAGAAGGGAGGGGAACAGGAGCUGCUGUGACUGAUUUUGAUGGAGAUGGACAGUUAGAUCUGCUGGUAACGCAUGGAGAGAGUGCAGCCCAGCCCGUCUCUGUGUAUAGAGUCAUCCAGGGAUCAUCUAACAGAUGGCUGCGUGUGAUUCCUCGCACGCAGUUUGGGGCUUUUGCUCGAGGGGCCAAAGUGGUGGUCUACACGAAAAGAAAUGGUGCUCACACACGCAUUAUUGAUGGUGGCUCUGGGUACCUGUGUGAAAUGGAACCUGUAGCUCACUUUGGGCUUGGGAAAGACGUGGCCACCAAUGUAGAGGUGUACUGGCCUGAUGGACGCUCCGUGGCCAGACCAUUGGAGCUCAGUGAUCUGAAUACAGUGUUGGAGAUCUUCUACCCGAUGGCUGAAGAAGAAGAAACUCCAGCAGUUGAAAUUGAGUGUGGACAUGGAUUUAUUGUCAGUGAAAAUGGCCGUUGCACUGAUCAAGAUGAGUGUACGCAGUUCCCAUCUGUAUGUCCCCCUGAACGUCCUGUCUGUACCAAUACCUAUGGUAGCUUCAAGUGCCGUGCCAACAAGAGGUGUAACCAGGGAUAUGAGCCCAAUGAUGAGGGUACAGCCUGUGUGGGUGCUGUCCUCUGGCCAUUUGCUGGGCAAUUAUCCAUCAAGGUAAACGAGAAACAUGGGGUCCAAGCGCUAAAGGGAAGGAUGCAUGACCAUUUCAGUGGAACUGUAGAUCCUGCCUGGUAAUAAUAUAACAUCUUUGCUAUUAUGAAUCAAGGACCACAGUUGAAAGAGGUCUGGGACUUUGUGUUACUCUUGACAUUCAAAGAUGCAAAUUGAUAGCAGAGGUAUGAAGAAUAGCAAAAUGCUCAAGUAAAUAAUGACCGGUACAUUGUAGGAAGGGCAGUAGAAGUGAUAUACAACAUUGAUGUUGUUCAUUUAAACUUACAAUUUGCCUUGUUUAAUGUAAAGUAUUUACCUGAGCUGAAUGAAAUCAGUUAAAUUGCACGUGAAGUAUUUUUAAGUUAAAAUGACAAACCAUUUUUACAAUGCAAAAUUACCCAAGUACCUUUUAGUACAAGUACAUAGGUACCAGUCAAAAUGAAGCAUCUGUCUUUCAAUGAACACAUGUAGCCAAUCAGAUCAGAGAUCAUUACAUAGAUCAGUCUUAAAGGCACAGUUAUACAUUUAGCCUGUUUGAUUCUAAUGGUUAAAGAGAGGUUUGAAAAAUGUCAUGCAGGAAUGCUUUGAAACACAAACAUCAUGUGUGGGUAGAGAGGAAAAGUAACAACCUCUGGUCGACAUGCAUAUUGUCAAACCAUCUAAACCGUAUUAAUUGAUGCUGGUACCCCUAAAAUGUACACUGUUCUUUUAAAACCUUAACUUUAGCUUGUAUGGCAUUUGACAGACCUUCUUAUCCAGAGCAAUAUAGUUUUAGGAGUCUCGUCCAAGGACGCUUAUUAGUAUAGUGUAGGAGUUUACCCAGGUGGGGGAUUGAACCUCAGUCUACAGCGUAGACUGCAGAAUUGUUACCCACUACACUACACCAGCCACAGUCAUGAACACAGCACACAUCACGCUUUUUUUCUGGCAACUUAAGGUCUAGAAAUCUAUGGAGAGCUAAAAAGUUUCUGCUGUUCAAUCAAACAUAGGAAAUAUAUUAUAAACAUUUGCUUUCGUACUCAAAAGAACUUUAAAUUAUUCAAUUUCCAUGGAGUUAGCCAGUGAUGAAGUGCAAUGUAGGCUUUCCUUUUUUCCUUUUUCUUUUUUUUGUGCUUUUUAGAUCGGUGGGAGAUGAAUGUAGUUGAGGUAAUGGACUGUGAUGGCCAUGAGUAGCCAUUAUAGAAUCCUAGUGUUGGCUAUAAUAUCCAAAUAAAAAAUUACAAAGACUUCAAACAUACUCUUCCUCUGCUCCACAAACCUCUUAAUGCAGUGGUUGCAGACGUGAUAAGGUAAUGAUUGAAUCAGUACCUGUCGUGAUAAAAGAGAAUGAAAUGCACUCAGAGAUAGCGUGCUAGGGAACAUGGCAGAGAGAUCUACAGAGAAGAGGGUGUAGCUGAUAGCAUCACUGCUGGAUUGGUGGAUAAGUCUCAGUCUGGGAGGCAUGCUGCACUCCAUCAGUGAGUCUCGCAUUCGCCUGGCACUGGCAUUCCUCAUGCAGCCCAGGCCUGUGCCAGAGGGGCUCUUCCACACAAGCUUAGGCACUGGAGUCUUUACAAACACGCUGCCUAAAUGGAACAGAACAUUCAACCUCUGUGGCUCUCUGUUAGCUGUAAAAGCAUAUUUUGGGAACAAAUGCAAAACAUAUUGUGCGGAUUAAAGGACUUUCUGAAUCUAUUAUUUGUUGGAGUUUUGUAAAAAGGCUAUGCCUUAAAGAGUCAGUUUGCUUCACCACACUGUUUAUUAUGUUUUACAUGUUUAAUGUUUAGUCAUUAUUGAUUAUUAUUGACUAUCAAAAGGCCAAAACUAAAGUACAACUACUAAAGUAAAAUCUACUGUGAGAUACAUACCUGUCACGAUUGGCCCCUCCCAGUCCUGUCCAUGUGUUCGUGUUGUGUUUAAUUCCCAGUCCUGUCCAU